UGGGGGGGUUCGGUGUCCCUUUUCUGUCCCGUUCCCCACUACGCCUGCGCGUGGCCGCCAGCGCCGUGUCUGACGGCAUCAACAAGCGUCGAUACGAGGCGCUGCAGGUGUCGUCACUUCCGGGGUUAAGUACAGAGGGCAUCUGUCCAUGUGAGAAGAGAAGGAGGCGACAUGGCUCAGAACCUGCGAGACUUUGCCAGUCGGAUGCCGGCGGGGGGUCGUGGUGCUGGGACGGCUCUGAAGCUGCUUUUCGGAGCCGGGGCGCUGAUGUACGGAGUGAAGGAGUCAGUUUACACAGUGGAAGGUGGGCAGCGAGCGAUCAUCUUCAGCCGACUGGGAGGCAUCCAGCCGCACACCAUCCUGGCAGAGGGUCUGCACAUCAGGAUGCCAUGGUUCCAGUACCCGAUCAUCUACGACAUCCGUGCCAAGCCCCGGAAGAUCUCCUCGCUCACGGGGAGCAAAGACCUCCAGAUGGUGAACAUAUCGCUCCGGGUCCUCUCGCGGCCCAACACUGUGACCCUCCCGGCCAUGUACCAGCAGCUGGGCCUGGACUACGACGAACGGGUCCUCCCUUCGAUUGUCAACGAGGUGCUGAAGAGCGUGGUGGCCAAGUUCAACGCCUCGCAGCUGAUCGUCCAGAGAGCACAGGUGUCGCUGCUGAUCCGCCGGGAUCUGACAGAGCGCGCCAAGGAUUUCAACAUCAUCCUGGACGACGUGGCCAUCACCGAGCUCAGCUUCAGCAAGGAGUACACGGCCGCCGUGGAGUCCAAACAAGUGGCCCAGCAGGAGGCCCAGCGCGCUCAGUUCCUGGUCGAGAAGGCCAAGCAGGAACAGCGACAGAAGAUCGUCCAGGCCGAGGGAGAGGCUGCAGCCGCGUCCAUGCUCGGUGAAGCACUCACGAAGAACCCCGGAUAUCUCAAACUGCGGAAGAUCAGAGCGGCUCAGAGCAUCGCGAAGACAAUCUCUCUCUCUCAGAACCGAGUGUAUUUGAAUUCCGAUAGUUUAGUCCUUAACCUCCAAGAUGAAGCCUUCACCAAAGGGAGUGACGCAGUCUUCCUCAGCCAGAAGAAGUGAGUUUGGGAGCUGGGCCAUCAUGGCUGGGAGAAGGGAAGCUGGAUGCGUUGACUCUCUGUCCUGAUCGAUCCCUGCUCCUGGACGACAUCUCCCCCCCACAUCGCGUCGCUGGGCUGGAGGAGGGGCUGCUCGGCUCAGCAUGGUGACAUCUCAGCCGAAACCUUUUCGAAAUGCAGACGGAGGCUUUUCAAAUCGUCGACAGGAAGCGGCGAGGCUGGAGAACAGGGGCGGGGGGAGUGGUGCUGGGGGCUUGGCAGACACUGGGUGUCUCUCUCUAUUCCCCUCCCUUUUAAAAACAGCCAGUCAGAACCCCCCCCCCCUCCCCCACAGCUGACGUGACCCACUCGCCCCUCUUUGAUCUCUGGUCUAAUAAAUUGGAUUCACCUCUGGA
Carcharodon carcharias (great white shark) is the source of this 1465-nucleotide messenger RNA. Its product is annotated as prohibitin-2-like. Gene Ontology annotation, biological process: mitochondrion organization. Lineage: Eukaryota; Metazoa; Chordata; Chondrichthyes; Lamniformes; Lamnidae. Gene Ontology annotation, cellular component: mitochondrion; membrane. The transcript has 11 exons. The record is from RefSeq and is a predicted model, not a curated record. Bases 172 to 1074 code for a protein of 300 amino acids.